UCACUUCGUUAAGAGAAGGUACAAACACGGACCCGGUUAAAACGACCGACAUCGAACGUUAAAACUCUAUUCAAUUAAAGUUCGUGUCUUGUUUCAUAAAAAAGUUUCAGGUUGAUUGAACUCAUACCUGCAUUUUAUUUUUGUUUGUUUGUAUAUUUUCUGACUCAUUUUUUUUAUUGUUUUGCUUGUCUAGCGUGCGUUCGUUUUGUUUGUCAUGCUCUUAACCCUCUAUACUACAUAACGAUCAAGUCGGCGUGACAGAAGUUGUUGAUGAUUUUACGUUUUUUUUGUACCUUGUUUUGUUAUUUUUAUUUGAUUCGCACCUUUUGUAUGGCGAUAUUUUAAUUAAUUGUAUUUUUUUGCUUGUGAAUUUAACAAUUGACAAGUUCAUUCAUAGAAACUGUCAUAAAUGUAAGAGUGAACAAAUUGUGUACAAUUUUGUACAGAAAGUUGCUAUAAUAUAAAACGAGUUAUAAAAUAAAAGUAAACCUAAAACCGGCGAGAGGUUCACAACAUAUGGUGGUUUCAGUGAAAUCCUGUUUUGAGGACAGGAGAAAAUUUUCUGUGUUUUGUGUGUCAAAUUAUAAUGUGCACUAAAAACAGCAGCUGCUGACAGUGAAAGAAAAGAAAGUUCAAAGUUAACACAAAAAACGAAUGACCUUCUAUUAAAUAGCAUUUUCUUGGCUAAAAAAGUUUGUUUUUCUUUAACUGUCAACAACAAGUGCCUAUUCACUUCACAUGCCAGACACAAUGUCGUCCGAUAGAUAUCACAAGUGAGUUCUAAAAAUAACACCAAGAAACAAAAUACUUAUUUCAAUUUUUUGAUAAAAUUUUGACCCUACGAGCUGCAAAAGAUGGUCUUUUAGACUUGCUGAAAGACGCAACCCGCAAAGAUGCCAACACAAAAGAUGACGAUGGAAUGACACCGGUGCUAUGGGCAGCCUUUGAAGGCCGUUUAGAUGCCUUACGACUAUUGGCUGGAAGAGGUGGUGAUCCAGAUAAAUGUGAUCAAUUUGGAAAUACUGCUUUGCAUUUGGCAUCAGCAAAAGGUCAUAUGCAUUGUGUUGAUUUUCUUCUCAAAUUCGGAGUCAACAUUUAUGCUUUAGAUAUUGAUAAACAUAGUGCUAAAGAUCUUGCAGCUAUCAAUAACAGAGAUGAUAUUUUGAGAUUUCUAGAUGCAGCUACAGCUAAUUUGGAAGCAGCUGAUAGAAAAAAAGCAAAAACAAUGAAAGAAAUCGCCGAGAAGAAUUGUGAAAAACGUAUCAAAGAAUAUAUGAAACGUCAACAGAAAACCGAACAAGAAUAUGAAAAUAUGAAACCGAAACCUUCGACAAUGUUGGCAGCUUUGAAACAUAAAAUUUGGUCCAGUCAAGGUAAUCUCAACAAACCUCCAAAAGAACCAAUGAAUGGUGCUAAAUUCAGUGAUUUAGUUGGUGGAUCAAUAUCGAGUAGAGUUGGUGCUGUACAAAAGAAAGUUAUGGUCUCGAAGUUGAAAAAUCAGUCAAGUCGUGAACGUGGUGAUCGAGAAAAUGAUACUGGUUUUAAAAUUGGAGAAAUCGAAUCCGAUGGAAAGAGAACCAUAACUUCUUUGACUGGUCUUCAGCGUGAUUCAGAAGUUUUGUAUGUUGGAACUUUUAGUUCGAAUGAAGAUAACGGAAAGAGAGGAAAACUUACAGAUGUCUUUGAUAUGGAAGCAAAUAGUGACACAGAAAGGGAAGUUCCACGGAUUGGCUAUGGAACUUUGUCAAGAUCGUUUUCUCAACCUGAUUUCUUAGCUGCACAGAAUGAUGAUGAAGCUUGCAAUGAUAUUCUUCUUCAGCGACCAACUGGUCUGUUUGAUAGACCAAUGUUGGGAAGUAUUGCAUUUAGACGAUCAGUUACAGCUGCAUUGAGUCAAUUACAUCCUGAAGCUUCAUCAAUUGAUUCAUCAAAUUCUGCUAAUACUUCAAGGAAAUUGGGACAGCUGGGAAAGUCACGAUCAGUUAAAUCGCGUUCGUUUUUAAACAUAUCAGAUAGUGAUUCAGAAGGUGCUUGUUUUAGUGACGAUGAAGAUCAAGAGGAUUCGGGGAGUCCUAUUCAGAGAUUUUUAGCUGUUUGGGGAUUGGAUGAGUAUUUGGCUGUAUUUCAUAAACAACAAAUUGAUUUGGACACCUUGAUGCUUUUGACGGAGGCAGAUCUUAAAUCACUUGGACUUCCACUUGGACCAUUUAGAAAACUUACUUUUGCCAUUCAAGAAAGACGUAAUGCCUUGGCAAAUCCAGGGCCCAUUCAAGAUAGUCGAUUAUAAAA
Messenger RNA from Episyrphus balteatus (marmalade hoverfly), 2289 nucleotides. It is a transcript of the gene Sans, whose product is annotated as pre-mRNA splicing regulator USH1G. The coding region runs from base 920 to 2287 and encodes 455 amino acids. The transcript is spliced from 6 exons. The record is from RefSeq and is a predicted model, not a curated record. Gene Ontology annotation, molecular function: protein binding. Lineage: Eukaryota; Metazoa; Arthropoda; Insecta; Diptera; Syrphidae.